CUUCGUCUGUUUCCUUCUUUCCUACGACUGUGGGAGCGAGAUAAUAUGAAUAUGGAGGAGGCAUUCCAUAAGAUUAAAGUGGAAAAUCCCAUCGUCGAAAUGGAUGGGGAUGAAAUGACUCGAGUUUUUUGGAAGACAAUUAAAGAUGAGCUUAUUUUUCCUUUCCUGGAGUUGGAUAUCAAGUACUUUGACCUUGGCCUUCCGAACCGUGAUGCCACCUCUGAUAGAGUCACAAUUGAAAGUGCUGAAGCUACUCUUAAGUACAAUGUAGCAAUAAAGUGUGCAACCGUAACUCCAGACGAAGCACGUGUCAAGGAGUUUAACUUGAAGCAAAUGUGGAGGAGUCCAAAUGGGACAAUUCGGAACAUUUUAAAUGGUACUGUUUUCCGAGAACCAAUUAUCUGCAGAAACAUUCCUCGCCUUGUGUCUGGGUGGACAAAACCUAUAUGUAUUGGAAGGCAUGCUUUCGGUGAUCAGUACCGAGCAACUGAUACAAUUAUUAAAGGACCUGGAAGACUCAAAUUGGUUUAUGAACCCGUUGGAUUUGAGAAGAAGACGGAGAUUGAAGUUUUCCACUUUACUGGCGAAGGAGGUGUAGCUUUAUCCAUGUAUAACACCGAUGAGUCAAUCCAUGCUUUCGCUGAGGCUUCAAUGAACACAGCUUACCAGAAAAAGUGGCCACUUUAUUUGAGUACUAAGAAUACUAUUCUUAAGAAAUAUGAUGGAAGAUUCAUGGACAUUUUCCAGGAAGUAUAUGAAUCCAAAUGGAGAUCCAAGUUUGAAGCUGCGGGAAUUUGGUAUGAACACCGUCUCAUUGAUGAUAUGGUUGCUUAUGCCCUUAAAAGUGAAGGCGGUUACGUGUGGGCGUGCAAAAAUUAUGAUGGUGAUGUGCAGAGUGACUUUUUAGCCCAAGGUUUUGGAUCUUUGGGGCUAAUGACGUCAGUGCUGGUAUGCCCAGAUGGAAAGACAAUCGAAGCUGAAGCGGCCCAUGGCACAGUUACCCGCCAUUACCGGGUUCACCAAAAAGGAGGGGAAACAAGCACGAAUAGCAUAGCGUCAAUCUUCGCUUGGACACGAGGUCUUGCUCACAGGGCAAAGUUGGAUGGUAAUGCGAGGCUGUUGGAUUUUACUCAGAAACUUGAAGCUGCUUGUGUUGGAACAGUUGAAUCCGGGAGGAUGACCAAGGAUCUAGCACUUCUUAUUCAUGGACCUAAGAUCACUAGGUCUCAAUAUCUUAACACGGAAGAAUUCAUUGAUGCGGUAGCAGAGGAGCUCAGAGUUCGAUUGUCUUGCAAAGCAAAGUUGUGAACCAAAAAGAAAAAAGGCCACUGACUUGGCAUAUUUGGUCAGGAUCUUAAUGUGGCAUUUUUCUUUUGUCACUAAAUGGUCAUUUAAAAAAAUAUUAAUAAUAAUAAAAUAAACCUGCUCCAUAGCUGACUGGGUAGUUUCAGGGGAAGAUUUGUACCUUGCUCUUUUUUUUAAGAGGAAAAAAAAAUGGUGUUCUAGUUGAGUUAUUAUUAUUUGUGGUGGGAAUCACUAUUAUGUUUUUGAGCCAACUACAAAACGCUAUUGAAUUUGAAUUUAUUGGUAUUUUAUGUUGCUCUAUUAUGGUAGACUUGUUUU
Molecule: messenger RNA, 1623 nt
Organism: Morus notabilis
Lineage: Eukaryota; Viridiplantae; Streptophyta; Magnoliopsida; Rosales; Moraceae
Product: isocitrate dehydrogenase [NADP]
Exons: 16
Coding region: 46-1308 (420 amino acids)
Biological process (GO): isocitrate metabolic process
Cellular component (GO): mitochondrion
Molecular function (GO): NAD binding; isocitrate dehydrogenase (NADP+) activity; magnesium ion binding
Source: RefSeq, a predicted model, not a curated record